GAAGAGGCCGCGGCGCGCACCGUCCACCACCGCAGCUGAUGCUGGAGUCAGUUGUUCCAUAAGAGCAAGUUCGUCAUAAAAAGAGACAAAAGAAGGAGAGGAAAAAUGGGACAUACCGCAUUACCUAUGCUGAUGGCUGUAUUGUCCUAUUGCGUGUGGGAGAGCGUCGAGGCUCUGGCCAAUGCCGAGGUCAACGGGCCAGGCGCCCAGCCGCAGAUUGCCAUGUUCUGUGGCCGUCAGCUCCUGCACAUGAACCUACAGACUGGCCAGUGGGAACCGGAUUCUUGGGGCCAACAGGGCUGCUUCAAAGACCCCAGCGAAAUCCUGGCCUACUGUCAGAAGAUGUACCCAGCGCUUCCGAUCUCCCAUAUAGAGGAGUCACAAAGACCCGUCACCAUCCUGGCCUGGUGUAAGAAAGGCUGGGGACACUGCCAGCCUCAUCCCUUCAUAGUGCUGCCCUACCGCUGUCUAGGGGGCGAGUACGUGAGCGAGGCCCUGCUGGUGCCCGACCGCUGCCGCUUCCUCCACCAGGAGCAGAUGGAUGCGUGCGAGAGCUACGUGUACUGGCACAACAUCGCUAAAGAGGAAUGCACCGCAGACAAUCUGGAGCUUCACAGCUAUGGCAUGCUGCUGCCAUGUGGCGACCGUUUCCGGGGCGUCGAGUAUGUGUGCUGCCCAGGCCGGGGGGGCACCAGUGGUAAAGGAGACACAGAGGAGAGAGAGAUCCCUGCUGCUCCUCAGACGUUUACAUCCGAGACCAGCGGAAAACUUACUUCUGUCACCAAAGUAACGGCCCCCACCCCAAGCCCCUCUCCACCUGUCACAGAUGUGGACGAGGCCGAUAUGGAAGAGGAGGAUGAUGAAGUGGUGGAGGAAGAGGAGGAUGAAGAGGAAGAGGAGGAAGAGGAGGAGGCUGUGGAUGAGGAGGAUGCGGAAGAGGAUGAGGCGCAGGCGACAGCUGGGAAAGAUCCAGAGGAGUAUGAAUACCCCAUCGACUCAGGUCCCUACCAGACGUCCGACUAUCUGGACUCGUUCUACUACGAGAAAAGCCACAAACCAACCACCUCUGCACCUCUGAUGAAGGACAGCUUGGCUACGCCCCGGCCCACAGAUGGCGUCGAUGUUUAUUUCGAGAAGCCGGUGGACGACACUGAGCACGCCUACUUCCUGCGUGCCAAAACCGACUUGGAGGAGCGCAGGAUGAAGCGCAUCAAUGAGAUUAUGAAGGAAUGGGCCGAGGCAGACAACCAGUCAAAGAAUCUGCCAAAGUCAGAGCGACAGGCCCUGAACGAGCACUUCCAGUCCGUGCUGCAGACGCUGGAGGAGCAGGUCGCCGGAGAGAGGCAGAGGCUGGUGGAGACUCAUCUCGCCAGAGUGGAGGCUAUCCUCAACAACAACCGCCGUCUGGCUCUGGAGAACUACCUGACUGCCGUACAGUCUGAUCCUCCUCAGCCAGAGCGCGUGCUGCAAGCUCUGAAGCGCUACAUGGCUGCGGAGCAGAAGGACCGCAGACACACACUCCGGCACUACGAGCAUAUUGUGGCUGUCGACCCCCAAAAGGCUGAGCAGAUGAAAUUCCAGGUGUACACGCAUCUCCAUGUGAUUGAGGAGAGGAUGAACCAGAGUCUGGCACUGCUGUACAAGGAUCCUAAUUUGGCUGAAGAGCUGCACAGUGACAUCCAGGAGCUGCUGAAGGCCGAGCGAGGAGACAUCGUGGAGCUCAUGACCACCUCCUUCUCUGAGACCCGCACGACGGAAGAGCUGCUGCCGGCUGAGAGCGAGGAGGAAAAGGACGACGAAGAGGAAGAGGAGAGAGCCUUCCAGAGCAGGCCUUAUCCCCCCCGCAUUGGUCAACAACCAACUGAGUCUAAUAAGAUAGUGUCUGCAGUAGAUGAAUAUGAUUACACCACGUCCGAGAGAGGCCCUACUUAUGAAUAUGAUGAAAAGAACACCUCUGCAGAGCUCAAGCAGGUCGUCAACAAGCCCGCUGAGAUUGCGAGAGACGAACUGCAACCCGACGCCCUGGAGACAUUUAACCGCGGCGCCAUGGUGGGGUUGCUGGUGGUGGCCGUGGCGAUCGCCAUGGUGAUGGUGAUCAGCCUGCUGCUGGUGCGCAGGAAGCCAUACGGCACUAUCAGUCACGGCAUCGUAGAGGUCGACCCCAUGCUGACCCCAGAGGAACGGCAGCUCAACAAAAUGCAGAACCACGGUUAUGAAAACCCCACCUACAAAUUCUUUGAACAGAUGAACUGAGACACUGGGGGCGCCAACAAGUCAUGCCCGACCACAUGUUUUGUCCCCUGUCCCCCCCCCAACCACUCUUUGUUACAAGUACACUCCCUUUUGACGGAUUUAUGACGUGUUGCAAACAUUAAAAAUAAUUGAGUAAGAACGGGGCACAUCCCAAACCCAUUGUAAAUGACCAACAGCAACUUUACCAUCGUCACCAGAAUGUGAAUAAUGAGAUAUGCUACAAACCCACUUCACCCAUUGUAAUCUAUUACUCUCCCGGGUUGGAGUCUAAGGGUCGUUCUCUCCUUUAGCGGUUUAGCCACAGCAUUUCGUAAUCCUGAAAACGGUCACACCAUAGACAGGAGAACCAUCCCAGUGGCAUGACUUGAUCUCUCGCUCCUCACUAGACACUGAAAUUGAACGGUGCAUAAUGCUUUAUAGUGUUUAUUUUUCAGUAGUAGUCUAUUUGUUCAAAUUGUACCACAGUUAGAUAUAAUGUAUCUGUGUAGAUGAGUGUGAAUGACACCCUCGUUAAACUAUGGUGUAAUUUUCAAUUCUAAAAACCCACUCAGAGAUCUUAAAAAAAAAAAAAAAGGGCAAUUUACACAGCGAAUUGUCGAGCUAACAUUACCUCCAUGAGCUACUGUAACAUUGGACCUCUGAUAUUACGGCGUGACACAGGGAUGUGGAGGCGUUUAAUUGGAACGUGUGAGACAUUCAGGCUUUCGUUUGAAAAAAGAUCACACGAGGCGAAACAGAAGUGUUUGCUGGCGGUACAAAAAGACUUUGUUUUGUCUGCUUCAGAGGAUCUGCCCUCUUUGUUAUCGAUCAUUUGGCAAAAUAUACCAAAUAUUCCAUUUAGCUAAUCUAGUCAGUGAAUGAGUUCAUUUAAUUUUUCCUGCUACCUAAAGAAGUGUAGCACAGGAAUAAUCAGAAGUACGUUAUUUUUAAUUCAAGCAUGACAACUCGGUGUAUGAUGCUGCUGUAUUUAUUUGUGUUGUUCCUGUCAUUGCUUUUUGAGAAGUCGGAAAUGUCACCGUUCGAAAAUGGACACUGUAAAUAACGUACGAAAUACAUACGACUAGAUGUAGACAUUUCUAUGAUUAAUUUGCAUCGAUGUAAUGGAAUAAUACAUAACAAUAGAACAUUGUGCUGAUACGAGAGGGAGAAAACAUUUUCCUAACAUGGCUGAUUGAAAACGGACUGUUGUAAAAACCAGCACAAGACAACGACACAGUAACUUCUUUCUGAAUGUAUUUAAGAUAGACGUUGAGAUUCCAUCUUCUUUUCAGUGACGCAUCAUCAACCCCCCCCCUCUCCCUAGUAGAUCUUAAUAACAGUAGUGACGUUUGAACGCAACACAACAGACAUGCGACAUGCCUGAUCAUCCCCUCAUUACUUCAUGUAGCAGCCUGUUCAUCUUUCACAUUCGUCAGGUGCGUUUCAGAGCAGAGGAACUUGUACGAAAGAGGCAGCGGAGGUUAAAGAGGCCACAGCUGCCGUGGUGUGAAGUGUCGUGUCGUGUGUGUGUGUGUGUGUGUGUGUGUAAGUCUUAAAACCAAACCACACUCAGGCACGAUGGUCGUGAAAAAAUACUGUAUGUCUCCAAACCUGCAAGUUUGACCUAUCUGGACUCAGCACCAUUGAAUGUUAGUUGCUCUGUAAAUGUUACACGGCAUUUGACUGAAUGAUUCAUAGUAGUUUGUCAUAUUUAUGAUCAACAUAAUACCCCGUAUAGGCAAGUUAGAAAAGGGGACUGCCCCCCCCCCCCCUUCUUAAUCGUUGACUGCUUUCAUGUGUCACUCUGAUUUCCUUCAGCCACUGUAUCAGAUCGUGGUUCAGAAAGGUCACGUUGUGGAGCGUUGCUUUUUUUUUUUUAUUCAUCAGGCUUUCUUUUGCUAGAUUCUGUAGUAGAGAUCAUCAAUACAGAAGAUAAAAAAAAUCUGCUCAUCCCUUAUCGAUUCCACGCUGGUGGCAGUUUUCUUUAAAAACCAUUCAUUCGUCCAUUCAGAGGAAGAGUCGUUUACGCGUGUUUUGUUUUUCUUUACUUUUUUUUUAAAUAUUUGCUUUGAAAUAAGCAAGAGAGUCGGAUUGGCUGAGUUUUUUUCUAAAAUUCUGCAUUAAUCGUGGGUUUCUCUCGCUAUAGGCCGGUGAGUUGCAGGUUGCGGUUGUGUUAUGACGGUUGACGAGAAGAAGUCAUAGCCCUUGUAUAAUUUGUACAGCUACGUUAGUGAAUGAAAACGUUGUAUGUUCACAGUUUAAGUCAGUCGAUCUUGUAAUGAUACUACUGAGACCAUAGAUGAGAAUAAGCUUGCCUGUGUUUCCCAAACCACUGAAGGGUUCCUACCAGCAUUUAGCAGACUUAGAAUGGUGUAUACUGUAGUUACUCCAAUCACAUUUGUACGUCAACCCUCUGUCCAACUCUAAACUUCUCUGUUGGUCUGUCCCCUUAACUUCCCCGACGAAAUAUAAACAAUGUUAUUGAGAUUUUAAUUGCUGCAUUAUUGCCUUUUACAAAGCUGUGUUUUGGAUGUAAUUAUUCUGUAUUUUUUAUUUACAUGUAAUAAUCAGUUGGAUCAAGGGUCAUGCUUUUCACGUGUAAUGUAAUUUUAGAGGCUUGUUCGAGAAAAACACGAGUUUAUAACGUUCGGAAAUGUGAAAUGUAGACGACACGGCCUCUGCCUAAUUGACGAGGAGUGGCACUAAGCACAAGUAGAACAAAAUUACUCCAUUUGUGUACAGGUUGCUAAAUGUUCGAUAUUGAUUGUGUCUGUCUGAUUUCAAUUACAGUGCAUUGAUUCGAAGGGAUGUUGAUAGCAUCGCAGAGAGAGCUGUCCUUCAUUUCUAUUCAGACCUUUAACCAAAGACAUGCUCCACAAACAAACAGACAGAUAUUCUAAUUUGGCAAGAAAAGAAAAGGUGCUCUGUUGUGUUACUGUAUUUGUAAGCAAUCUGAGAAAUUAAAACUGGUCGAGCUAAUUAAUAGUGUAAUAAAAAAAUGAA
Limanda limanda (common dab) is the source of this 5235-nucleotide messenger RNA. RefSeq names its product amyloid beta (A4) precursor-like protein 1 (gene aplp1). Gene Ontology annotation, molecular function: alpha-2C adrenergic receptor binding; transition metal ion binding; alpha-2A adrenergic receptor binding. Gene Ontology annotation, cellular component: Golgi apparatus; plasma membrane. The record is from RefSeq and is a predicted model, not a curated record. NCBI's taxonomy places the organism in Eukaryota, Metazoa, Chordata, Actinopteri, Pleuronectiformes, Pleuronectidae. The coding region runs from base 106 to 2253 and encodes 715 amino acids. Gene Ontology annotation, biological process: central nervous system development; axonogenesis. The transcript has 17 exons.